AUGGUUGCUCAAGUUUCCUUUGAGAAGGAGAACGGUUUCUCUAGUUAUUUUAACUAUUCUACCAACUUAAAAAUUGCUCUAGCUUUAGAGUAUGCUACAAAGGAUUUAAAGAUUCAAGUUAAUGAUGAUAAUAAGACUGUCCAAUUUGUUAAUCAAGUUCAAGGCCAAGAAUUCACUCUGUUCAAUGCUAACGCAAUUCUUUCUUACGCUAUGAAUGAUUUUGCUGGUCAAGACUCAGAAGAAUAUCAUUACGCAGAAUCUUCUUUAGAAUCUUUCUUCCGUCAACAAGAAAUUCCUCAAGAACAUGCUACCGUAUGUGUUCAAAAGACUUUGGACAAUUAUUUGACAUCUUUGGAAGAACCAAUGACUUCCUUGAAAUUAAUUACUUUCGUUAACGCCUUCACCUUAGAUCCAGAACAAAUUAUUGCUCGUUUCCCAAAUUUCCCAGAGAAAAUUAAGAAUGCCAUUACUUUGGCCGCUAAACAUACUCCUCGUUCUUCAAAGAAUUUUAAACAUACUGGUGCCUCCAAGAUCGCUACAGGUUUCGAAGUUGCUGCUCAAUCCGAUGAAAUCUUACCAAAGGAUGGUGAACGUAACAUUAUCAUUACCUCUGCUUUACCAUACGUUAACAAUGUUCCUCAUUUAGGGAAUAUUGUUGGUAGUGUAUUAUCUGCUGAUAUUUUUGCUCGUUACUGUAAGACUAGAAACUAUAAUACUUUAUUUGUUUGUGGUACUGAUGAAUACGGUACUGCCACUGAAACUAAAGCAUUAGAGGAAGGUGUCACUCCACGUAAAUUAUGUAAUAAGUAUCAUGCUAUUCAUAAGGAUGUUUACGAUUGGUUCCAAAUUGGCUUCGAUCAUUUCGGUAGAACUACUACCCCUCAACAAACCGAGAUUGCUCAAGAUAUUUUCACUAGAUUGAAUGACAACGGUUUCUUAGAGGAACAAUCCAUGAAACAAUUGUAUUGUGAAGAACAUAACUCUUACCUUGCUGAUAGAUUUGUUGAAGGUGAAUGUCCAAAAUGCCAUUACGAUGACGCUAGAGGUGACCAAUGUGAUAAAUGUGGUGCUUUAUUAGAUGCAUUUGAAUUAAUUAACCCUCGUUGUAAAUUAGAUAACUCUACUCCAGUGAUUAAGAACACCGACCAUAUUUUCUUAUCUCUAAAUAAAUUAGAAGGUGAUAUUAAGGAAUGGUUCUUAAAGGCUUCUGAAGAAGGCCAAUGGUCUAAAAACUCUAAAACCAUUACUAGCUCCUGGUUGAAAGAAGGUUUAAACCCUCGUUGUAUUACUAGAGAUUUGAUCUGGGGUACUCCUGUUCCUUUAGAAAAGUACAAAGACAAAGUCUUGUACGUGUGGUUUGAUGCCACCAUUGGUUACGUAUCCAUCACAGCUAACUACACUAAGAACUGGGAACAAUGGUGGAAGAAUCCAGAAAAUGUUAACCUAUAUCAAUUCAUGGGUAAGGAUAACGUUCCAUUCCACACCGUUGUUUUCCCAGGUUCUCAAAUCGGUACAAAAGAAAACUGGACUAUGCUACACCAUCUAAACACUACAGAAUAUCUACAAUAUGAAGGUGGUAAGUUUUCCAAGAGUAGAAAUAUCGGUGUUUUUGGUAACAAUGCUCAAGAAACUGGUGUUUCUCCAAGUGUUUGGAGAUACUACCUGGCCUCCAUUAGACCAGAAUCUAGUGAUUCUCAAUUUUCUUGGGAUGAUUUUGUCUCUUCUAACAACAAUGAAUUGUUGGCUAACUUAGGUAAUCUUGUCAACAGAUUAGUUAAAUUCGUUGAUGCCAAAUAUAAUGGUGUUGUUCCAAAAUACGAUCCAAAGGAGAUCUCCAACUUUGACGAAUUGACCAGUAACAUCAACACUAUCCUAUCUUCUUAUAUCACAGAAAUGGAACUUGCACAUGAAAGACGUGGUCUAGAAAUUGCCAUGUCCUUAAGUGCUCGUGGUAACCAAUUCUUACAAGAAAACAAACUUGAUAAUAGCCUAUUUUCAGAAUUACCAAAGAAGUCAGACGCUGUUGUCGGUGUUGGUCUAAAUAUUAUUUACGCUGUUGCAUCCUUGAUAUAUCCAUUUAUGCCUGAAACCUCUAACACUAUCUACAAGAUAUUGAACGCUCCAGCCCUAAAGAUUAACAACGAGUUCAACUUAGUUAUCCAAGGUGAACACAAUAUUAAUAAACCAGAAUACUUAUUCAAACGUGUUGAUCCAAAACAAGUUGAAACUUGGAGAAGUCAAUACGGUGGUCAAUCCAAAGAAUAA
Molecule: messenger RNA, 2265 nt
Organism: Maudiozyma saulgeensis
Lineage: Eukaryota; Fungi; Ascomycota; Saccharomycetes; Saccharomycetales; Saccharomycetaceae
Source: the annotation of a GenBank genome assembly